This is a messenger RNA of Microplitis mediator, 11440 nucleotides long. Its product is annotated as probable ATP-dependent RNA helicase DDX31. Gene Ontology annotation, cellular component: nucleus. NCBI's taxonomy places the organism in Eukaryota, Metazoa, Arthropoda, Insecta, Hymenoptera, Braconidae. Gene Ontology annotation, biological process: ribosome biogenesis. The coding region runs from base 133 to 2862 and encodes 909 amino acids. The record is from RefSeq and is a predicted model, not a curated record. Gene Ontology annotation, molecular function: nucleic acid binding; ATP binding. The transcript is spliced from 9 exons.
UGAUAUCAGUCAGUACUUGCUCGGCGUGUUACCCACGUGUUGUUACCCAAGUGUUGUUUAUUUGAAUUUAUUUAACUAUUUAUUGACUUAUAAAUAUUUAUAAUAUUUAAAAAAAUUAGCGGGAGUGUUUAAAUGACCGGUGGAAAUAUGAGUAUUCUGUUAAAUGUUUCUGGCUUGUCAGAAAAGUCGCAAGUAUCGAAGGUAACGAAAAAUAAAAAUUCAAAUAAAGAUUCAGUUAAACCUGACAAGAAAUUGAAAAAAAAUUCAAAUGAAGAUUCGAGUAACAAAAAUAACAAAAGAAUAAAACAAAAAUCAUUGGCGGCAAUCGUUGCUCAGAAUAAAAAUCGGGCUGUUAAACUUGCAGCCCACAAUGUGGAGUCUAGUAAAAAAUUGAGUGGGAUAUUAAAAAAUAGUAAAGACAAAGACAAAGAUAAAGAGAGUAAAGACAGUGAGCUCGUAUCUUUUGUUAAACCAUCGACGACUGGUUUGAAAACAAUUUUAGCUAAACCGAAAGUUGACAAUAAAUCCAGCAAAUCGUUGGCUGAUAUUUAUAAUAAAAAAUAUGAUGAUAAAUCUAAUUUUAAUUUGUUAAUAAAUUCAACUGUUACUGAUAACUCGCACGAAGAAAAAAACCAGAGUUUUGAAGUGAGAAGAUUUGAUAAAAAUUCGGAUAAAAAUAAUUACGGCGAUAGAAAAAAUUUAAAUGAUAAAUCAAAGUUUAAAAAUAAUAAUGGGCAUGAAAAAAAACCCGACAGAGAACGAGUUUAUAAUAAUAAACCGUCUGGAAAAAUAUCAUCACUGUUUGGAAAUAAUCCAGAGAUUCCGAAAAUUGGACAGAGACUUGUUAAGCCGGUUAAUGAACCAGUUUUUAGUAAAGUCACAUUUACUGAACUUGGUCUUCAUCCAUAUGCAGUGUCAAAUUUAGAACAAAAUAUGAAAAUAGUUCACGCGACAACAGUCCAGCAGAAGGCGAUUCCUAAAAUUUUUACCGGAAAUGAUAUUUUAAUUAGAUCACAAACGGGCUCUGGUAAGACUCUGACCUACGCGCUGCCAAUUGUUGAGUCGUUGCAUAAAAUAAGACCAAAAUUAUCAAGGAAUGACGGGUUGAAAGCUUUGGUCGUUGUACCGACUCGUGAAUUAGCUCUGCAGACCUACGAGUGCUUUUUGAAACUCAUUAAGCCUUACACGUGGAUUGUCCCGGGAUAUUUAGUCGGUGGGGAAAAGCGGAAAGCUGAGAAAGCUAGAUUGAGACGUGGAUGUACUAUUUUAGUAGCGACACCAGGUAGAUUAUUGGAUCAUAUAAAGCACACUGAAGCCUUGAAAAUGAAUGAUGUCAAGUGUUUGGUGUUGGAUGAAGCUGAUCGCAUGCUCGACAUGGGUUACGAGAAAGAUAUCUCAGAAAUUGUGUCUGCUCUAAAUGUAUCACAGCCAGACGACAAUACUGGGUAUGAUCCGAUGAAAAUGUUGCGUCAGAACACCGUUAAAAAGUUUGAUGAUGAAAUUGAGCAAGACGAUGAACCCGCGGUAGAAGAAAAAAAUCAAGAAGAAGAAGAAGAAGAUGAAGAAACUCAAGAGUAUCAUUCAGCAACAGACAGUGAUAAUGAUUCCGAAGAAUCUCCAAUUAAACAGAAAAAAGUUAAAAAAAUAAGUGACAAAAAUAAACCAGAUAAAAGUGAUAGUGAAGAAAAUAAAAGUCCGAGUGUUAAAAAUGGCAGGCAGACAAUUUUAUUGUCAGCAACUUUGACUAGUGCCGUUGAAAAACUCGCAGGUCUCACUAUGACGAAUCCGAUGUUUAUCGAUGCCGCUGAAGACAAUUUAAAAAAUUCGAAGGGAAAUAUGUCUGAUAUAAAUGAAGAUUUAAUUGUACCCGAAAGUGUCACUCAGAGUUACGUCGUUAUCCCGCCAAAAUUGAAAAUGGUUACGCUGAGUGCUGCCAUUGUCGGGCUUUGUAAGCGCGCAGGUCAACACAAAAUUUUAGUCUUCAUGGCUACCCAAGACAUGGUUGAUUAUUACACAAAUAUUUUGUCUUCAGUACUCACUAAACUUGACGAUGAAGACGACGAAGACUCGGAUCCCCUCGUCGACGUUGAAUUUUAUAAAUUACACGGGAACAUGACGCAAAAAGAAAGAACGGAAGUCUUUAAGACUUUUAGACUGUCUCGUACCGGAGUUCUCCUCAGCACGGAUGUGGCAGCUCGUGGCUUAGAUUUGCCGAAAGUAGACAGUGUAAUUCAGUACACUGGACCUCUAUCAGCCCGCGAUUAUGUCCAUCGCAUCGGACGUACGGCUCGCGCAGGUACCGCAGGGACGGCAAUUAUUUUUCUGACGCCGCCGGAAAUAGAAUUUGUCCGCAUGCUGGAGUCACGUAAGAUACGUAUCAAACAAGAGGACAUGGAUGACAUAUUGCUACGGCUGAUGGGGCCCCUGUCCCGACAAAAUACCGUCCAAGAAGCCGCCACAAAUCUACAGAAUAAAUUUGAGAAUUUCGUGUUGAAUGACAGUAAGCUACACGCCGCGGCUUGCAAGGCUUACGCGUCUUGGAUGCGUUUCUACACGAGCUAUCCCCGGGAUAUGCGGGAUAUUUUCGACCGCAAAACCCUUCACUUGGGUCACUAUGCCAAGAGUUUCGCUCUGAGAGAUCCGCCCCAGCGAAUAGGUUCCGUCAACAAACAGUUUCGGGAAAAAAAUCCAGAGAAGCCGGUCCACAACAACAGAUUGUCUAACGAAAGAACCGAGAGAAUAAGGCAGCAAAAAGAAUCCAAGGAACAUGGACUCGGUGCCGGCGCAUUGAAACGCUCGCGGAUGCUAAAUAUUUCCGAGUACGGAGAUGGAUUAGCGCCGCUGAAAAAAUCUAAAAAAUGACAACUGGAGAUUAGAUAAAAAAAUAAAAAAAUUCAUCGCAAUAAAAUAUUUUUAAUAAUUACGUAAAUUAUCGGUGACUCUUAGCGAUGAUCGAUGAUAGUCGUGGCAACUUAUAUAGAUAUAUAUCCACAUUAAUAUACACUUGAACGUAAGUUAUUAUGAAGUCUCAUUGACUGAGGUCGGAGACGCGAACGGUAGAGAGUGAGCUUGAAGAGGGUUGUUGAACGUUAAAGGAGAGACGAUGAUUGUGAUGGAGAUAUGAUUAAUACUAAUGCAUUAUUUUCAAAUUUUUUUUGGUAUCGCGAGUGAAAAUUACUUGCAAAUAAAGCCCGUGUCGGUUAAGUCCCAACUACACUUGCUUGCUCAUCCAUCUCUAUACAUUCAUACAUAUACAUAUACAUAUACAUAUAUACACGUACGUACAUAUAAUUCCAUCUUACAAAAGGAUUUUAAUUCAAUUUAAUUAUUAAUUUUUCCUCAUUCUAUCCUUUAGGAGAUAAAUUGCCUAAGGGUUGAGCGUGAAUGCCCGUAAAUUCUGAUGCUGGUAAAAAUGACCGACGUGACAAUAACGUAUUAUCCGAAGUAAAGGAUUAAUUUAAACUCCGUUAGUUAAACAAUAAUAUAAAUAUAUAAUGAUUGUUUUAUUUUAUUAUUUGUUUAUUGUUUAUAACUUUUUAUUCAGCUCUCGAGUGAUCAUCGUAUCGACAGGAAAUAUUUACGUGAACCCAGAGAUCAUGAAAUCCGUUUGAAAACGUACUAACAUCCUGCUAAAAAAAAGGUAAAUUAGCAUUUUAUGGUCGCGCUGUUCACCGUGGAAACGGUUUAUUGGCCUGUCGUGCAAAGAAGCCAUAGACUUACUGCCGGUUCUAAUAUACAUAUACAUUUAUCCAUAAUAUAUACACAGUAUAUUAUUACUUAUAUAUAUAUAUGUAUAAGUACGUGUAUAUAAUUCCCACAAACAUUUAACUAUCCAGCAACUAAAACUAAAUUGACUCUCAUUGGUUACUUAACAUUUCGGCUUAACGCCUGAGACGUGUUAAUCCCGACUCGCGAUUAUCACUAUCGAUCUCGACUUGUUCCUAUGAAUUUUUUAUUGUUCAAAUUCACGCUUCUCUAGCCUUCAUAUUUAUUUUAAUCGCCGUCAUCAUCAUGUCACCUUAUACAUUUAAUAUAAUCCACUUACAUAUGUGUAUAGAUAGAUCUUCCUGCUAUAUGUGGAUUAAUUAUUAUUGUAUUUAUAUGCUCUUAUAUCAUUAUAUAUUAUUUUUCGCAUAUACAUUGUCACGAAGGCUUCGUGAUUUUUCUUGUACCGGAAUACACGUUAAUAGCUCGCAAUAUCGCCAUUACUUAACUUGCAUUAUAAUUAACACGCUCAGUGCGUAAACUUUCCCAGGAGGAAAGUGAGAGCGACGUAUGUUUGUAAUCACGGUUGUAUAUGCGUUUAUAAUACUACUAUACCAUUUCCUCAAAGAUAUAAUAAUAAUACAAUAGCUCUACAUCCGAGGACUGCUUUUCAUUUUUAUUUUAUUAUUUUAUUGGUAUCUUAGCUUAUAACCGACAACUUCAAUUAUUAUCAUGUAUUUUUUUUUAUUUUUACUUGUUCUUAUUCUCUAACGUCAAUAAUCAUUCAGAAAACUUAUCUUUUUUUUUCUUUUAUCAAUGGUCGCCAAAUGAGUGAUACGCUUAGAUAUCCGUGGACAAAAUAUCCAUCAGACAAAAUUUACGCGGACAAAAAAUCUGUAGACAAAAUAUCCGUAAAAAAAUUCAAUUGAUUAAAUAUUUUUCACAAAAAAUUCGUGAAAAAAGAGCGCUAUCUUUCACACCAUUUUAUGUGUGGGUAUAUUUUUGUACUUGCAAACACACAAAAUUCGUGAAAAAAGACCGCUAUGUUUCACAUCUAUUUAUGUAUGUAUCAAUCAUAUGUAUUUUCGCAUCAAGUAUUUAAUGAAUUGAAUGAUAAAUGUUUAUAAAAUAUGAUUUUAAUAACUUUCUUCUACUGUUAUUUUAACUAUGAAAAUUUUGAUCUGAUGAAUUUAUCCCUUUGUUACGUCAAUUUUCAGGAUAUUCUGUCCGUAGAUAUUUUAUUCAUCGGAUAUUAUUUCCGCGGAUAUUUUGUUACGCAAACCCCAAAUUUCAGUGACGUUCAUUGACACUCUAAAUUAUGAAUUGAAAACGAAAAUUUGUUUGGGGCGAAAAAAAAUUUCUUUAGUCCUAAAAAAAUUUUUACUUCCGUUUCGUAAUUAAAAAUUUUUCUUGAGCAAAAAAUCUUUUUUUUCUUGUGUAUAGACAGUCAUUUUUCUCUUAAUGCGUCAAUAGUAUCUCGAUCUUGAUGGACCGUAACUCCACCGUCCAUCUUACGGCCUUCGACAAAUCAAAAUUUUUAUAUUCUAUGAUUUAAAAUGAAAAUUAAAAUCCACUUCAAAUCCCUGCCGUUACAGGAAGACCACAGGAACAGUUUCCGUGAUUCCCAUGAUUUUUAUGAACCAAAACUUCACCUCUAUCUUAAGGCUUCAAACAAAUCAAUAUUUUUAUAUUCUAUGAUUUAAAAUGAAAAUUAAGAUCCACUUCAAAUCCCUGCCGUUAUAGGAAGACCACAUGAAGUUUCCGUGAUUCCCAUAAUCUUCAUGGACCGAAACUUCACCUCCAUAUUUUUAAAAUUCGGGUCCAUGACUUCUCUUUUUGCGGUCGGUAUACUCGGUCACCUUUUUAGUGAUUUUCUAAUGACUAGUCCAAAAAAACUCAAGCCGGGAUUCGAACCCUGGACUUUCAGAGUAACAUCUGAUCACUUACGUCAAUAACUUGUAGUAAAUUUAAUUAUUCAAGUACAGGUUCAAUUUUUCUCAAUAAUUUUGUUUUUAAUUCUGCUUGCUCAUCCCUACUGCGUUUUAAUUACAACUUAUUAAUAAUCUACUUAUAUACAUAUAUAUAUUUAUAGUUGAACGAUUAUGUAUCAUGUGCGCGUAUGAAUAGUAAGAACGUUAUAUAUAACAAUUAAUAAGAGCAAUUGAGACAUCUAAAUUAAUUAGUUAUAAACUCAUAGUGGAUUGUGAUCUGAAUGUAACUCAUAAUUGCCCAGGUUCUCACAGAGUGAGCACACAUGCACAUACACACUCAUUAUACUUAUCUAUUUAUCCAUACAUGUAUGUGUGUAGAUAAGUAUAUAAUACAUAAAUAUAUGCACACAAACGCGGAUAAUUCCGUGGUAUUACUGCAUUUGCGUUUGCGCACAUUCUGUGCUCACGCUCACUGGCAGGCAAAACACGCGCGUUCUUACCUCAAGUAAUGGCAACAAUUACUUUAUUUUACCCAUCUUCCCGGUUAGCUUCUCAACUAUAAUACACAUAUAUUUAUAUACAUUUGUAUGUAUGUAUGUAUACAUAAACUGCACCAACUUUACUGACUGUAAUUUCAUUUUCUAGCAUUAAUCACGCGCCAAUCUUAGUUUGUUUUGAGAAAUCCUCACUUAACUUUCUUUUCACUCGAGUAUUAAAUAUUAAAAUAACAAUAACAAUAACAAUAAUAAUGUCCAUUGAAUUUAAUAAGCCUCUAAGUGUGGAUUUUUCAUAAUUCCAGCCAACACUUUAUCUCCGCAUACUGUUUUUUUAUUUUUAAUUUAUGUUAUUACACCGGAAGUAAUUAUUGUAUUAAUUAUUAAAUAUUUUUACACAAUUACUACCAUAGAUAAUGAUAAUAACAAUAAUGAUUUAUCGCGUAUAAAGUAAAGUAGCUGAAGUACAUGAUGAUUUUGUGUUUAACAAAUCAGAUGUUAUUUCUUGUUACUGAGUGUAAAAAAAAAAUGGUUAAAAAAGUUAAAAGAAAAAAGUAAAUUGUGAAAGAAAGGCGGGAGGGGGUCUCGAAAAUUAUUCUGAUAUGAAACUCAUCCCGGCACGUUGGCGUCAAAGAAGCCAAUUUAAAAAGCCCCUUCCAAGAUUAUCAGUUUCUCCCUACUUCUGGCUCACCUUUUUUUUUAUCCUACUCGUGCGCGGUUCGUUCCCGUACUAAAAAUAAAACCUAAAUAAAUAAAUAAAGUAAAAAUAAAAGAAAAUAAAAAAAAAAUGUCGAAUUGGUAAACUUCCAGGUAAUUUAUCCAGCCACCACUGAAUAUACUUUCCUCCCUUCUGCGGUUUGAAAUACAGCUCUUGAAUUUUCUCUCUUUAUUUACUUUAUCAUCAUCGUUAUUAUUAUUAUUAUUACUAUCGUAAUGACGAUGAUGAGCCAACAGUUGUUUAGUCCUCAACAAUUUAAAACAGCUCAUUAUUAACAAACGUGCGAUAUUGCGGCCAUAAAACAAAUUACCGAAACUUAUUUUUUUACGCUCUCGGGUCCCACUAAAAACCGUCGAAAUGCCGCGCGAUAUAACAAAGAAUAAGAGUAAGAGCGUUUAUAGGUUUUUUUGAGCUCAUGUUAUAUUAACACCAGGGAACCUCGAGUAGUUUAAUUGAAUCGCUUCGAGCGAUUGUUAACAGCUCGAUGACGGGUCUUUGAGCUCACGUGAGACGCCGUGAAUUUUAAAAAGCCUCCGAGCAAACCGCACGCGAGCGGACUAUCCACAUGUCGACAUAUGGCAAAUCCUGCUAUCAAUGCGCUAUUUAUUAUUGCUGUUUAUUAUUUAUUUAUAAAUAAUAGCAGCUCAGAGAACAUGGAAAUCCACGUCCCUGCAACAGAGCCAGAAGUCAUUUAGAAAAAAAAAAUUAGAGCCAAACUUUUGCCGAAAAUAAUCAAGCAAAUUAUCAUAGAUUAUUUUAUCUUCUUCCACUGGUUGUUUGGCUUUUAAAAAAUACAAAAGACGUGUGAACAAUAUGAUAAAUAGUGCAAAUGACGGCUGUCAAGCAAACGCCUAUUCAGCCGAUAAUGAGUAUAUCUACAUGAUUAUGCCGGUGGAAUAAUAACCAAUGGGUAAAUGGAUUUACCGAUAGGCCCUGCAUUAUUAUAUAUUAUACGUAUAUAUAUGUAUAUAUAUGAAUACGUAAUAUAGAAACUUGAUAAUAGUUUAAGUAUGAGAACUAAUGACUCACAUGCUGUAAAAUAACCAACGGGAGAGUCGAUUAAUCGUCAACUAGGUACUUAUAUUGGGCACGCUACCACUAAACAAGUCAUACAUAUAUAUUAUACAGUAUUUCUCACAUAUGUAUGUAUAUAUAUAUAUUCAGGUACACUGAUUAUAAUGAGAGAAUAGCGUGCAGUGUAAUUUAAAUCUAACAUGGGACUGUGAGAUUUAGUUUGAUCAUGGAAAAGUAUAUUGUCUUUACUUGUUAUUAUUUUUAUAUAUGUGUGUAUGUAUAUGAAGAUAUAUAUGUGUAACUGCGUUAUAUUUUCCACAUCUAUAGCUGUCUUCCUCUUAAAGCCAUUUAUUUUUAUUUACGGAAGCAUUCUCGUGGAGACAAAGUGCCUGCGCGACGCCGCGAUAAAAGCGUUCGGGGGAAAGCUCUUCUGGAGAAUAUAAAUUCUUCCUGGUAUCCCGCUUCCCUGCUAACUCACUCUUUCUGUCUCUCUUCUUCGGCUAAAAAGACACUGGGUGGUAUAGUUUAGCAGUGUCUCUUGUACACAAUAACAACAACAAUAACGCAUAGCAAGUUGCCGCUGGAGACUGCAAAGAAGAGCACUUGGAUUUAAAAUCGCGAGAGACCCAAAAUGGCGGAGAUUACGCGAAAUUAUGCAAAUUCGGAGGCAUUGUAAAGUGUGCGGGUGAUGUUUUUCGUUUUAUUGGUGCGCGCACGUCGCUGGUUAUAUGGGAUAAAAGAAAGAGAUAGAAGGAGUGACUGGGUGGUGAUGGCGAUGGUGGUUAUGCUAGUGGUGAAGAGUAUCCUCGCUCGUAUAACCGAAACAAAAGCUUAGCUAACGCAGAGACAAAGGGUACGUGUGGCGAGAGCCUCUGAAUCUCUCCGGGGCACACAUGCAACGGUUUUAACUGCUUCCCUCGGCAUUACUCUUACUGCCUUUCUUUUAUUUCUUUAUUCACUCAACACUACAUUCUCUGCACCACCCUACGCCAUUAUUAUGCCUUCUUCCUCUCCUCCGUUUAUGCAUAUUUUUAUUAAACAAAAAAGAUCUAUAUCUAUAUUUAGGUGACAAUUGUUUUAUACAUUUUUCAAAUUUCAGUCUUACUUCAAAAUAUCGAUUUUUUUCUAUUUCAUGUCACACAAAAAUUUUUUACUUUAUGAGUAAACGGUAAGAGAACCAGUACCUGAUCAGGGAACUAGUACCCGAUCAGAGAACUAAUAGUCGAACAGAGAAUUAGUACCCAAUCAGAAAACUGGUACCCGAUCACUUAUGUGUUUGUAUUUCGAUAGGGUAAAAGACCUGUACCUAAUCAGGGAACUAGUACCCGUUCAGGGAAUUAGUACCCGAUCAGGAAACUAGUACCCGAUCAUUCAUGUAUUUGUAUAUCUAUAUUUACUAAAUUUUACUAAAUAUAGAUAUAUAAAUUCAUGGAGUGAUCAGGUACUAAUUUUCUGAUCGGGUACUAGGUCUUUUACCUUAAACAAUAAAUGAAUGAGUAGAAGUACCAUUUGUUGCCACUGCUCCAUUUUUGGACAAUACUUUAUUUCAAUCAAUGAAAAAGUAUAAAAUAAAAUUUCUAUUGCAACUCAUUUUGAAAAUAAGUUACGUCACUGCAUGUUUUACAAAUUAUUUUUUUUUCAGUUUUCAAAACGUGUCCUAAAGUGGUCAAAAACGGCACCUCUACCCUAUAAACAUUCAUUGUUGUCAAAAAAAAUUCAAAUAUUUUUGGGAGGACCUAAAUUUAAAAAAUGAAAGCAAUGUCACCCAUACACAGAAAAAAAAGUUAUCUUGAGUCAAGAAAAUAUUUUGGAAGACAAACGUUUUCGGGAACCAAGUCAAGAUUUUCUUGAGCCAAGAGAAUUUGUCUUGGUUAAAAAAAAUUCGUCUUGGUCGGAAAUUUCUACUUUAUCUGAGAAAAUUUAGGUUUCCAAAAAAAUUUUUUUGAAUCAAGAAUAUUUACCUUCAGUCGAGAAUUUUUUUUUUCUGUGUAUAUAUUUUCCAAAAUUAAAACCUUGAGUAUGUUGACUUUGUUUCGCAAAUUUAAAAAAUAAGAAUUUCUCUCUACCAGGAUUUUAAAAUUUCACGGGACUGUAUAUAUUUAUCAGUAAAACAGUAGACAAUUGAAAUAAAGUUUCGGUCAUUAUUCUCUUUACGGCUAAUGUAAUAUCUAAGUACACGUCUGUGUAGCUUUCUCUAAAAGGUGACUAAAUCCCCUCGUCCUCUUAUUCCUCACUGACUUACGAUUAAUUAAUCGAGUCCCUUACGACGAAAUACUCAAAGUCUUCAUCUAGCAUCCGGCGUCUCUCAACUCAAACUCUCCCUGAAUCUCAGUCUCUCCGUCUAUUUCUCUUUGCUCAGUAAUUCACGUGCGGGAAGUCAAACCUAAUUAAUUACCCCAAGCUCUUUGUGGACAGCCACGGAUUAGAAACACGCGCCCGAAUGCGAUUUAACUCUCUAUCCAAAUUCAUUUGAAUUUAACGACCCCAUACACUAAUUUACGUUUGUACUAUUAUUUAAUUAUACAUAACUUGAUAUUAAUUGAUAAUUAUUGAUAAAUAAAUAUUUAAUUAAUCGACUUUUAAAUACAGUUACACACAAUAGUAACAAUAAAUUGUAUUUUAAAUUUUAAAAAGCGUAAUUACGCUUAAUGUUUUAUUAAAUUUAGUACAAUAAUAUUGUUAAAUAAUUAUUAGUACUUGUUUUAAUGGAUGAAAAGGCACUUGGAGAGCUACCAAACUGUAAUUACGAUCGAUCGAAAAUAAGGGAGUCUCAUUAACCCCUCGCGUACGUUCCUAAAUGACGGCUUCUACGUCAAUCUAUUGUUCGUUCUCAUUCAUUACUGAGCUGCCUCAAAGCAUGCCAGGGAAUUGGUCGAUCAGUUGAGGGUCGAGAGCAAGAGGGAACAUAUAUAUAAAGAAAAAAAAGGUAUAUAUAAUAAAUAUAUAUAAGAGAAAGAGAAAGAAAGAGCAAGAGAAUGUUGCUACUGGACAGUUUUGACCCCCGGCAGCCAAGAAAAAGGCCUUCAAAAGUACCGCCUUCAACCUCGGCUGUCUAAAGCUCAUUUGUUACCUCGCUCGAGCUCACCCAUACCCUUUUUUCCCUCAAUAUACGCCGAUGAUCCUUGAUAUUAUAAAUAAAAUAAAAUGAAGCUGAAUAAUAAAAAAAAGGAGGGUUAAUGUUUUAUAAAAAAUGAGGAUUUAAAUUAUCCGUCAGAUAUAUUUUGCAGCAUAACCAUUUAGACGUUUAUCACGUCCAAGAACCGGAGAAUAUUGAAACAAUUGCUGAGGAAUUCUAUUAUCGAAACAGAUUGUUUUUUCGAAUAGCUACCGAAAAAAAAACCACCACAUUAUCCGUAAAAUAUCAUCGUUAUUAUUUUAUUUUUUAUAUCCUCUGGAUUAUUUUCUCGAUUUCGAAGCACAUGUAUAUAUAUAUAUACAUCAGCGAAUUUAUAUGUAUUAUUUUAUUUUUAUGUUUACUCAGCGUAAGGUAGAUUGGUCAGUGUAAAAGGAAAUUGCCCGAAGAUUGCGGCCGACCGACGUUUGCUCUGUGGCCAUCAUAUUUUUUACACCACAAAAAU